UUCUCAAAAACAUUUGGCUUCUGGACGCGUUUUUUGUUUGCAGAGCCAACAGACCAUCAAUGGAGUUCAAGAGUCAACAUCAUGUCCUAAUAAUCUAAUUUUAAUGGUGAACCCCAAUUUUCUACAAUUUCGUCAUUAAAAACCCUCAUAAAAUCAAAUAAAAAAACACCCAACGCUCCCAAUCGUGCCCCUUUAAUGGAAAUCGCUUUAAAUCAAAAUACCCCACCGAUCUGACUCAGUUUCUUCACCGCUCUAAGGCUUCUUUUCGCCAUUGCCUAAAAACCAGUCCCGACAAUGAAGCCGCCAAAACUUCUUCGUUUAGUUUACCCAAAAAACCAUUCGAAAACCCAUUUUUUACAUCUAAGUCCCUUCCUCUUCUUCACCUUCUUUAUCCUCCUUCAAGCCUCCUUAAUCCAUGCUGAAAUCCCAUUAGAGUACAUCAAACACUGUAACGGCGUCGUUCCGGUAUCUCCGGCGGAGCCUACCACUCUUUUUCCCAGCCCCACCACCGUUUCUAACAACCUCGACUUUAAAAUUGGGUAUUUCAGUGGCGGAGACUCCAUUUUUUUCCAAUCAAAUACCGCCGUCGAUGUGCCCAAAGCAGCUACGUUUAGUGCUCAGUUUUCUCACGACAUCUUUGGUAGUAAUCAAACCCGAAUUUAUAAAGUUCAAGGAAAGCUCGUUUUACAAAUUCCUAAAUCAUUUUCCCUUCCUUCUCCAAAUGGCGGUAUCUUAAACCCUCGCCGAGGCUUACGGCGGCAGUUCCGGAUCAGGGGACCGAAAAUCCCAGUCAUCGGAAGGGGAGCGCCAAGUUUUUCGCUUGGUGGGUUUUGGUCGGAAUCAACUGGGAGGCUUUGUAUGAUUGGAUCAGGGAUAAGCAAUGGCAAUGCAGGUAAAUUCAGGACUUUUAAUGUUGUUCUUAAGCUAAAUUACUCGAAUAAUUUCAAUGUUUCUGGUACUUUAAUCUCUGGGGCUCUUCAAAGUUUGGAUUCUGAACAUAGUUCGAGUUACUUUGAGCCUGUUCCCAUAUUGGGCAUUAGAAACUCCGAGAAUUAUGAGUUUAGUUUGGUUGAUAAUGGAAAGGAUGGUUCUUGUUUAAGUGAGGGAGAAAAUUUGGAUGUUAAUAAAGCAAAUGGGGGAUUUUGUUCAGUGGUUGUUCAACGUAAGAUUAGGUUUGAAUUGGAUUAUGGAAAUUGUGAUCAAGUUAAUUGCAGUUUUGUCAUUAAAGAUGUUAAAUUUGUUCCUAGUUUCAUGUUCUUUAAGCAUAUUAAGUGUGUGGAUAAAGGGAAAAUGCAGGUUUUGUUGGGUUUCCGGAACUCGAGUUGGACCCGUAAUUAUUUCCCUUUCGAUCCUAACAAGACAUUGAUCGGUGAGGGAGCAUGGGAUGAGAAGAAGAAUAGUUUUUGCGGUGUUGCUUGUCGAAUUUUGAAAUUUGGGAAUUCUUUGAAUGGAACAUUAAUUGGGGAUUGUUCGAUUAAGUUUAGCUUGAGAUACCCCAAGGUUUUGUCAUUGAGAAAUAGGGAUUCGAUUGUGGGGAAAAUUUGGAGUGAUAAAAACAAGGAGGAUCCGAGUUACUUUGAUAUGAUUCGGUUCAGGAGUGUUUGGGAAGUAUCACCUGGGUUAAAGAAUGUUCCGGGUUUAAGAUACGAGUAUACCGAGGUUGACAGUGCUAGAAGAGUUUAUGCAAGUAAGCAUGUUGCCGAACACAAGGGAAAGACAUACCCUAAUGCUGAUUCGAUAGAUAUGAGAUUUGAUAUGUCAGUGAUAGAUAGUAAAGGAGAGUCAGCAUGGGGUAUUGCGAACCCAAUGUUUGUGGGUGCUCAGCCUUACAAGUAUCAGUCUUACAGUCUUUUACCGUUGUCUUUUGAGUCAGCAAUUCCGAGCAAUAAUGAUAGCAGGCUAUUGAAUAUCAGCUAUCAGAUUAGCUACACGUAUUAUUCGAGUAACAGACCUGUUUUGGCCCAAGGAUUUGAAAUUUCUGCUGAGGGUGUAUAUGAUAGACAUACCGGUGUUCUGUGCAUGGUUGGAUGUAAACACGUAAGAUACAAGAAUCAUAGUUCGAUAAAAACUGAUUCAUUGGACUGUGACAUUUUAGUUACUAUCCAUUUUUCUCCUAUAAAUGUUGCAGAAAAGUAUCGUGUUAAGGGGACAAUUGAAAGCACACGGAUCAAGUCGGACCCUCUUUAUUUUGGACCAAUUAAUUUUUCCUCGAGAUCGUUCUAUGCUGGACAGGCUAAAGAAUCCAUUUGGCGAAUGGAUCUGGAGAUUACCAUGGUUUUAAUUUCCAAUACACUCGCAUGUCUUUUUGUUGGAAUGCAGCUUUUUCAUGUGAAGAGACACCCGGAAGUGCUUCCGUUUAUCUCUGUCUUGAUGCUCGUUGUUCUUACUUUGGGGCACAUGAUUCCUCUAUUGUUGAACUUCGAGGCCUUGUUCGUAAAAAACAGUAAUCAACAAAAUGCUUUUCUCGAAAGUGGUGGAUGGCUCGAAGUAAACGAGAUAAUAGUAAGGGCGGUAACAAUGGUAGCUUUCCUUUUGCAGUUUCGUCUUCUCCAACUCACUUGGUCCAUACGGCAAGGUGAUGAUAGCCAAAAGGGCUUUCGGGACGCAGAGAAAAAAGCAUUAUACGUAUCCCUACCUUUAUACCUAACUGGUGGGUUGAUAGCUUGGUUCGUGCACCGAUGGAAAAACUCCCACCAGACCCCGUUUCUACAACCCCAUCACAAACGGCUCCGAAUGGUUCCAUACCAAAACCGUUUCUACCAUCAAACUUCUUUCUGGACCGACUUUAAGUCUUACGGCGGUUUGAUUCUCGAUGGGUUUUUGCUUCCACAGAUUCUGUUCAACAUCUUCUCCAAAUCAAACGAAACAGCUCUUGCUGCUUCGUUUUACAUCGGAACAACCCUGGUCCGUCUAUUGCCUCACGCAUAUGAUCUUUACAGAGCUCACAGUUCCUCAGGAUAUCUCGACUUAUCGUACAUAUACGCAAACCACAAAAUGGAUUUUUAUUCUACUGCCUGGGAUAUCAUUAUACCUUGUGGUGGUCUGCUCUUUGCCAUCUUUGUUUUCUUGCAGCAGCGAUACGGAGGUCAGUAUUUACUACCUAAACGGUUUCGAAAAGAUGCUGUAUACGAAAAAGUAUCUGUAGAUAACAGUGAGGAAUUACAAGGGGAAACUGUUCAGAAAAACUUUUAUAGCUUGUGAUGCAAGUAAUGGUGGAAACUUUUUUUUUUCCAGAUCAAAUAUAGUAAACGCUUUUCGAUCA
Gossypium arboreum is the source of this 3262-nucleotide messenger RNA. RefSeq lists its product as uncharacterized. NCBI's taxonomy places the organism in Eukaryota, Viridiplantae, Streptophyta, Magnoliopsida, Malvales, Malvaceae. The transcript has a single exon. The coding region runs from base 295 to 3201 and encodes 968 amino acids. Gene Ontology annotation, cellular component: intracellular membrane-bounded organelle. The record is from RefSeq and is a predicted model, not a curated record.